This is a messenger RNA of Recurvomyces mirabilis, 2259 nucleotides long. RefSeq names its product Ribosome biogenesis ATPase rix7 (gene RIX7). Gene Ontology annotation, molecular function: preribosome binding; ATP hydrolysis activity; ATP binding. The transcript is spliced from 2 exons. The coding region runs from base 1 to 2259 and encodes 752 amino acids. Gene Ontology annotation, biological process: ribosome biogenesis. The record is from RefSeq and is a predicted model, not a curated record. NCBI's taxonomy places the organism in Eukaryota, Fungi, Ascomycota, Dothideomycetes, Mycosphaerellales, Teratosphaeriaceae. Gene Ontology annotation, cellular component: nucleus.
AUGAAUACCCUGCAGAUCCCGAGCGGCGACCGAAAUCUCGAAAUCUUGAAGCAUGAACAUGAGACAAGAAGUGAAUCUCAUCGACUGCAAAUCCGCGCAAUGCAGCGGCUACAGGGAGCCCUGGACAACGAUAUUCUCACGGCGGCCAGGAAGUUCUUAGAGCAAGGAGUGCCGCCUCAGGUGGAUGAAUUGUAUACCGCCCUGCAGAGAUCAAAUUCUAGUCUGAAGCGUAGACCGAAAAAGGUACUCCACAGCAGUUUGGAGAGGGUCCUCGAUUUUCUAGGCAUACCAGAAGAGCCAGGCGACGACUCAGAUGCAGCUAUAGAACAGCGUAUGCCAGAGGAUACCACAGCCGAUAUCAUGAACCGAUCCCUGCGAGCGAAUCUUGCCCCGACACCAGUAGAGGCCGACUCGACACCUCAAAAGCGGCGAACAGCUAAUGGAGAACCGCUUCCAAAACGACAGAAGGCUGAGAAGCCCUCUCCUGGCACGGCACCAACUGAUGUGUCACUUGACGACAUCGGUGGUAUUGACGAAAUCAUCGACCAGAUGGAGAGAUUACUGGUCCGACCACUGCUAGCACCUCAAACGUAUGCUGAAAUGCAUGUACCCAUCCCCAGGGGAAUAUUGCUCCACGGACCACCAGGGUGCGGGAAGACGAUGUUAUCUCGAGCUUUUGCAGCUGAGAUGGGCCUGCCAUUCAUCGAGAUCUUGGGUCCUUCGAUCGUGUCUGGAAUGUCUGGAGAGUCCGAGCGUGGGCUGCGCGAACGAUUUGAGGAAGCGAAAAAGAACGCGCCUUGCAUUAUUUUUCUAGACGAGAUCGAUGCUAUUGCGCCGAAGAGGGAUACGAGUCAGAGUCAGAUGGAGAAGAGGAUCGUUGCGCAAUUACUUGUGAGCAUGGAUGACUUGGAUCGGGAUCAGAGUAAACCUGUCAUCGUGCUGGCUACUACGAAUCGUCCCGAUGCUAUUGAUCCGGCACUACGGCGAGGUGGUCGUUUCGAUACGGAGAUCAACAUACCUGUGCCCAAUGAGGGCAUACGAGAGCAUAUCCUACGAGCUCAAACGAGGAGGGCACCCAUUUCAGCGGAUGUAGACUUCAAGCAGCUCGCCAAACGCACAGCAGGAUUCGUUGGCUCCGACCUACACGAUCUAGUCGGCAAAGCCGGAUCCUGGCAACUCGAACAAUAUUUCUGCGCCAUGAAAGCCCAAGGGCAGGAUAUGAACAUGGACAUCGAUUCCAGCCCCGAGACCGCCGGUAAAAGAGUCAAGCGCUUUAUCGCGCGCCUCAAACGAACCGACAUCCCAAAACCUCCAGGCUUCGAAGACAACAAGAUCGCAAUGUCAGCUUUCGAUGCCGUCCUCCCUCAUAUCACGCCUUCCUCCAAGCGAGAAGGUUUCGCAACCAUCCCCGACGUCUCCUGGUCCGACAUCGGGGCCCUCCAAUCUGUACGGGAAGAACUCCAAACCGCCAUCGUCGAACCCAUCCGCGACCCAGACCUCUACGCCUCCAUAGGCAUCACGGCCCCAGCCGGCGUUCUCCUCUGGGGGCCCCCCGGAUGCGGCAAAACACUACUAGCUAAGGCCGUAGCGGCGGAGAGUAAAGCGAACUUCAUUUCAGUCAAGGGACCGGAAUUGAUCGAUAAAUUUGUCGGCGAGAGCGAGGCAGCUGUCCGGAGGGUCUUCAGUCGGGCGAGGAGUUCAGUUCCUUGUGUCAUAUUUUUCGACGAACUGGAUGCGUUGGUUCCGAGGCGUGACAGCGCUGUAUCGGAUAGCAGUGCGAGAGUGGUCAAUACCCUGCUCACGGAACUCGACGGUCUGAGCGAUCGGAAAGGAAUCUUCGUUAUAGCGGCUACGAACAGACCGGAUGUUAUUGAUGAGGCUAUGAUGAGGCCUGGGAGGCUGGAGACGCCAUUGUUUGUUGAUUUGCCGGGUCCCGAGGAGAGAGUGGAGAUCUUGAAAGCGUUGUUACGUGGUAAACCUAUUGGGAAGGGCGUCAGUGGUGUGGAAAUGCCACUCGAACAUGGAGACUCGACUGGGGUCCUCGCCUCGAUUGUUGCAUUGGCUCGUACGGAGGCGUGUAAAGAUUAUAGUGGAGCGGAUCUCGGGGCGCUGGUCAGGCAAGCGGGAAUGGCCGCAAUCAAGAGGAAGUCUCGAUACAUGGAAAUCGAGGACUUUCGUAUGGCUACCGACAAGAUCAAGGGUUCGGUGGGGGAUAUGAAGAGGUAUUAUAGGCUGAGGGAUAAGUUCGGGAAAUCUUAG